This is a messenger RNA of Sinocyclocheilus grahami, 3513 nucleotides long. Its product is annotated as nucleolar complex protein 2 homolog. Lineage: Eukaryota; Metazoa; Chordata; Actinopteri; Cypriniformes; Cyprinidae. The annotation marks the transcript as partial. The record is from RefSeq and is a predicted model, not a curated record. Gene Ontology annotation, cellular component: Noc2p-Noc3p complex; nucleoplasm; nucleolus. Gene Ontology annotation, molecular function: transcription corepressor activity; histone binding. The transcript is spliced from 13 exons. Gene Ontology annotation, biological process: ribosomal large subunit biogenesis; negative regulation of transcription by RNA polymerase II.
GAAGCUGAUGAGGAUGAUGACGAGGAGGAAUCAGAAAAAAAGGAUGUUAAAAAGUCUAAAGAAGCUACCAAAGUCACUGAAGCAAUGAUUGAGAACUGGAGAGCUGGACUCAGGAAAGAGCCCACGGCAAAAUUGAUUCGGGACAUCACACAAGCCUUUAAGGCUGCCGUGGCUACAACGAAGGGUGACUCUGAGGAGCUGUGUCGAUAUACUAUCUCAGACAGCGCGGUGUUCAAUUCCCUUGUCCUGUUCUGCAUAAAGGACAUGCAUGCAGCUCUGAACAAAAUGCUGAAGCUGAAAGCUCCAGAGCAAGGCCAGAAAAAAUUAAUACUUCCAUCUUCAAGUCCCAGGUGGCAGAAAAAUCAGAUUGAUAUUAAGAUGUAUGUUGCUGGUGUUGUUCAGCUCCUCUCCAGUUUAACGCAGGCCACAGUCAUAGCUGCAGUUCUCCGUCAUGCCAACCAGAUGGUGCCAUACUACCUGUGUCUGCCAAAACAGUGCAGGCACUUGCUCAAAAGUCUGAUCAAACACUGGAGCACAGGAGAGGAGACUGUGAGGGUCCUUGCCUUCCUGGCUCUCAGCAAAAUCUGCCGACACAAACAGGAAAUCUACUUAAACUCUGUUCUUAAGCAAAUGUACAUCGCUUACGUAAAGAACUGUAAGUUCACAUCUCCCAACACUCUUCCAAUGAUUAAUUUCAUGCAGCGGACUCUCGCUGAGAUGUACUCACUGGACACACAGGUGUCCUACCAGCAUGCCUUUAUUUACAUCCGUCAGCUAGCCAUCCACCUCAGGAACGCCAUAAAUUUGAAGAAGAAGGAGACAUAUCAGUCUGUGUAUAACUGGCAGUAUGUGCACUGUCUAUAUCUGUGGUGUCGGGUAUUGAGCACCAUUUACCCCAGUGAGGUUUUGGAGCCAUUGAUCUACCCAUUGUGUCAAGUCAUCAUCGGGUGCAUCAAGCUUGUGCCCAUCUCCCGCUAUUACCCUCUGCGACUGCAUUGUGUCAGAGCGAUCACCCUGCUGUCUGCCAACACCAAGACAUACGUGCCCGCCCUGCCCUUCCUGCUAGAGGAUGGUCUAGUGGAGCAGUUGUAUGACCUCAUUCUGGAGUACUUCCACACACAGGCCUGCUCCAUUGGCUUUCCUGAGCUAGCUUUGCCCACCAUCGUUCAGGUACUGUUCAUGGAGGACUUGAAUCUCCCUGAGAUCAAACGCAAGAAGGCUGAAGAGAAGAAAGCCAACAAGGAGGAGUUCAAGGGUCUUUUUGAGUCAGGUAGUGACGACGAUGAUGACGACCUGUUCAAAUCCAAAGAAGAACAGGGUGGCUCUGAUGAGGAUGAUGAAGGCCGUGAGGAUCUCUCAGACCUGAGCGAUGAAGAAGAUGUUGAUGACUCUCAGGAGGAUGAUUCAGAUGGUGACCAGAAGAAGCCCUCGUCUUCUAAAGGCAAAACACCAAAGAAGAUGUUGAGCACAGAGCUGAAGGUGGUGGCUGAGGGAGAUGAUGAUAUGGUUGAGGACCUGGAGCUCUCUGAUCAGGACUAAAGUCACAGGAGUAAAGUUACAUCAGAGGGACUUUCCUAUUUCACAUCCAAACAUGAUUUAUACUGUUAUUAAAGGAAAGCUCACCAAGAAAUUAAAUGUUUUAUGCGAACUGUUCCUUUAAGAGCCAUGUACAGCCCCUGUUGUAGUAACUACGUUUCUUUUUUUGCACCAUUCUAUUUUAUAAAGUCUGAAACAAAAAUGUAUCUUCUUAACACUUCAUAAGGUUGUCAAAUUAAAGACCUUAUUAAAAACUCUGAAAUCUGAACUUUGUUUUAAAACUAAAGGCUAUCUUUUUCACCUCAGUAUUUGGAGAUGUUGCAUUGUUGUGCCGAGGGCACUGCUUGUGUUAGAGGUGGUGAAUGGGGUAGGCCAGAGGCGGGAGGUGGAAGCACGGGGUCGGCCCUGAGCACCAGGCUGCCAAACGCUCGUAUCAUCCACUGCCAGGUGGGGAGAGAGGAAGAGAGGAAAACAGAGAGCAGCCUGUUCUCUCGCCAAAAUAUCUCUCCCCUUCAGUGCUUUCACGUCACUUUCUGAAACCGCUUGGCUUUUUCUAAAUGUUUUAAAGCAGCAUUUAAGCUGCCAGAACUCCACACGGCUCUAGUGGUGCUGUAGGAAAUUGUUUAAGAAAGACUACUCUGCUAGAAGUGUCAAAAAAUUUAAAUUGUGCUUAUUUAAAAAAAAAAAAAAAAGUUUUUGACUCGUUUCAAUUAAGUUGUUUUAUCCAGUUCACAAGUCUGAAUGAUUUGUUUAGGAAUUAAACCGAUCUCGUUCUCGAGUUCAACUGACUAAUACAGUUCACUGGAGAGGAAGGCUACUCACAAUGACUAAUUUAGGUCUGUCUCAAACCUAACAUAAGCUGUCAGAAGAAGACUUUAAAAAGGAUGCCGCAACACUAUAAAAGUUGUUCAUAUGUGUGCUAUAUUCAAAGUCCUCAUUGACUGUAAUUGUGCUGGACACUAUGUUUCAUGAAAGAAAGUCAAAGGUUUGGAACACCUCAAAGGGUCAAUAAACGGUAACCAUUUUAUUCCUUUAACUUUUUAAAAUCAUCUUCUCUUAUGCUCACAACUGCGUGUGACAGCUGUUGUUGAUGGCUGAAGCAUCUUUCCUGUUGCAUAAUGGGAGUAUGAGCACACAUAUUUUGUGUUCUGUUCUUUCCAUCACUCCCAGCUUGAGGUGCCAUUCAGAACGUCAAGCAACGUUAAAUUCAGGCCACCGUGACUGAACAGCUGGGCUGCAUUAGAGUAAAUUCAGUUUGCACUAGAGCUGCCGCAUUCAUCAUGCCUGUGUUUGUGCAAGUCUGGGUAACGGGUUUACUCGUCUAUCACUUGGAGCACAGUCACAUGCAGCACCUGGCGCUGACAGUCACGGGUGCAGUAAAAAGAUUUUUUUAAGGGGUGAAUGGCGGACGUCCCUGAGAGUCAGUUGUUCUUUGGGUUAGGCAGGGGCCACGGGCCCUGGCCUGUGACUGAACUUGACGCUCUUGACAGCUGUUGUUGACCUGAACCCUGCUCCCACCUUCCACACACUCCCUCCCCUAACCAGGGGAUUUACCAUCCACAGGGGCCGCCACUCCCUGCCCUACUGUGGAGGAGUUUGGAAAUAAACAUUACUCAGACAAAAAUAAAAAGAGGAACGUGCAUCUGCAAGUUUUCAAUAGGAUUUAUUUCACCCAGCAGAGAAUAGAAAAAUAGGAUGAAGACAAAACAUUGAUGCGAAAUCUAGAGACGAUUUUAACUGUUUACAUAUUUAAAAAGAAAAACAAUUUCAAAGAUUUGCAUAAAGAGCUUUGUGCCUUCCAUUUCCCUGCAACAAAGAGAAAAGUAUUGUUCUUUGGGAUCAAUUUUAAGGACAAUUUAAUAUUUCGUUGUUCUAACUACAGCAAACAAAUCCCUAUAAAUAUUUUUUUUUCUCUCAUUUAUAUGCUGAAGUGGUAUUUAAGAUUGGGGCUCACGAUUAUUACAACUGGAAUACACA